AGGCCUACCUAACCACAGAACAUCCGAAAGGGCGGAGAUUUUGUGUACCUAACCUCACCAAUUUCACUUCCUGUCAGUGGUAACUAAUUUUGAAAGUUACAAAUAAAGUUCGAGUUUAAUACUUAUUAUUUUACUUUUUUGAGUAUAAAUGAUUCCAAAUUGAAGCUAAAUAUUAUGGCUCUGAAUCGUCUUGGUGGGUUAUGGCUAUGUUCCACAAAGUCUACUUUACUGCACAAUAAUCCACCAUUUAAAUUCGCGAAAGCAGCCAGAAGCUUUCGAAAGGUUCGAAGCAAUGUUAAGCGGCAACAAGAACUCAAAAUCAAUUCUGAUAGUUUAGAAACCCCCUUCAGCAAUCUACAUGUCGAGUCUGGAGACUUAAGUGUUGGGAAACUAUGGAAGCCCUUCCUUUUUACAAUUGGGUUUUCAGGCGCCACUUUUGUUGGUUGUGCCAUAUGGGAAUAUGAGCAUCUCAGAGCUCAUGCAUCGAAAAUGCUGAAAAAACCCAUCAGAUUCUUUAGAAAGCAAGAGGAAUUUGGAGUUGAUAGAUCAAAUCAGCUUACAAAAGAACUGAACAAAUGGUGGAACUCUCUGACUCCCGGACAAAAAGUGUUUGCACCAAUUUGCGCACUGAAUCUGCUGGUGUUUGCAGCAAUGCGAAUACCCAGACUGCAGCCUUUUAUGUUGAACUAUUUUACUUCAAAUCCGGGCAGCCCACACCAGUGUUUACCGAUGAUUUUGUCCACCUUCAGUCACUAUUCAGGAUUCCAUUUAUUAGCGAACAUGUAUGUGCUUCACAGCUUUAGUACCGGCGCAGUUCAAAGUCUCGGCAAAGAGCAAUUCCUUGGGCUCUACCUGAGCGCUGGAGUGAUAUCUAGUUUUACAAGUUAUCUAUAUAAAAUACUAAGGAAGCAACCUGGGCUAUCUUUAGGAGCGUCGGGCUCCAUUAUGGCAAUAUUGGCGUAUGUUUGCGUACAAUACCCAGAAACUAAGCUAGGGAUAAUCCUGCUGCCUUUCUUCACAUUUUCUGCAGGGACGGCUAUCAAAUUUAUUGUGGGAUUGGAUACAGCCGGAGUGCUGAUGGGCUGGAAAUUCUUUGAUCAUGCUGCACAUUUAGGAGGAGCUGCAACUGGAGUCGGUUGGGCCUUGUGGGGCAACCAAAACAUCUGGCCGCAAAGGGAGCCAGUGUUGAAAUACUGGCAUCAAUUGAGAGGGUCGAUUAAAUGAUUGAGCACCACCAAUUGGAACAAGCAACAAUAUUUAUUGUGUGUAAAGAAUAUUGUUUAUAAUUAUUGAUAUUAAAUAUUUACUUUAAAAUCAAACAGUGCAAGCGUAAGAAGGAUUCAAGUGCAUGAGAGUUAUUUCAAAUGCUGGGCAUGAUAGCCGAUAUGCUCCCCAAUAAAUGACGCUAUGUAGAAAUAGCUGUGAUUGUAA
Dendroctonus ponderosae (mountain pine beetle) is the source of this 1431-nucleotide messenger RNA. RefSeq names its product presenilins-associated rhomboid-like protein, mitochondrial (gene rho-7). Lineage: Eukaryota; Metazoa; Arthropoda; Insecta; Coleoptera; Curculionidae. The record is from RefSeq and is a predicted model, not a curated record. The coding region runs from base 175 to 1224 and encodes 349 amino acids. Gene Ontology annotation, cellular component: membrane. The transcript is spliced from 8 exons. Gene Ontology annotation, molecular function: serine-type endopeptidase activity.